Microtus ochrogaster (prairie vole) is the source of this 4945-nucleotide messenger RNA. RefSeq names its product lysine demethylase 7A (gene Kdm7a). NCBI's taxonomy places the organism in Eukaryota, Metazoa, Chordata, Mammalia, Rodentia, Cricetidae. The record is from RefSeq and is a predicted model, not a curated record.
UGCUCCGGCUGCUGCAGGAGGCGGCGCUGGCUGGCGGCUGCGCUCGCUCCAGUCGGCGAGCGGAGGAGCGAGCGAGCGUGUGUGUGUUUUUUAAAGAUGGCCGGAGCGGCGGCGGCGGUGGCCGCGGGAGCAGCAACUGGAGCCGCCGCGGCAGCGGGGUCGAUGUCGGCUCCGGGUCGGGCCUCGGCGCCCCCUCCGCCUCCGCCCGUGUACUGUGUGUGCCGGCAGCCGUACGACGUGAACCGCUUCAUGAUCGAGUGCGAUGUCUGCAAGGACUGGUUCCACGGCAGCUGUGUUGGUGUAGAAGAACAUCAUGCUGUUGACAUUGACUUAUAUCACUGUCCCAACUGUGCACUUCUGCAUGGUUCUUCCUUGAUGAAAAAGAGGAGGAACUGGCACAGGCAUGACUACACAGAAGUGGAUGAUGGCUCCAAACCUGUGCAAGCCGGAACUAGGGCCUUUGUUAAAGAACUACGGUCUCGAGUCUUCCCAAGUGCCGAUGAAAUCAUUGUAAAGAUGCAUGGCAGUCAGCUGACACAAAGAUACCUGGAGAAACAUGGAUUUGAUGUUCCUAUUAUGGUCCCUAGAUUAGAGGACCUUGGACUCAGGCUCCCUUCACCUGAUUUUUCAGUGAUGGAUGUGGAACGUUAUGUAGGUGGUGACAAAGUAAUAGAUGUCAUUGAUGUGGCAAGGCAGGCAGACAGCAAAAUGACACUUCACAACUAUGUUCAAUACUUCAUGAAUCCUAACAGGCCAAAAGUGUUAAAUGUGAUCAGCCUUGAAUUUUCAGAUACAAAGAUGUCUGAAUUGGUGGAGGUCCCUGAUAUAGCCAGAAAACUUUCCUGGGUGGAAAAUUACUGGCCAGAUGAUUCAGUCUUCCCUAAGCCCUUUGUCCAGAAAUACUGCUUAAUGGGAGUUCAAGAUAGCUAUACAGAUUUCCACAUUGACUUUGGUGGGACUUCUGUCUGGUACCAUGUCCUCUGGGGUGAGAAGAUUUUUUAUUUGAUAAAGCCAACUAAUGAAAAUUUGGCACUCUACGAAUCGUGGAGCUCAUCUGUGACCCAGAGUGAGGUGUUCUUUGGAGAUAAAGUAGAUAAAUGCUACAGAUGUGUGGUAAAGCAGGGACAUACCUUAUUUGUUCCUACAGGGUGGAUUCAUGCUGUGCUCACUUCUCAGGACUGUAUGGCUUUUGGGGGUAACUUUCUACACAAUCUCAACAUUGGCAUGCAGCUCAGGUGUUAUGAGAUGGAGAAAAGACUAAAAACACCAGAUCUUUUCAAAUUCCCUUUCUUUGAAGCCAUAUGCUGGUUUGUAGCCAAAAGUUUGCUGGAAACCCUGAAAGAACUGAAAGAAGAUGGGUUCCAGCCUCAAACCUACUUAGUACAGGGAGUGAAAGCACUGCAUACUGCUUUAAAAGUAUGGAUGAAAAAAGAACUUGUAUCUGAACAUGCCUUUGAAAUUCCAGACAAUGUUAGACCUGGACAUCUUAUUAAGGAACUUUCUAAAGUAAUUCGAGCAAUAGAGGAAGAAAAUGGCAAACCAAUUAAAUCUCAGGGAAUUCCUACUGUGUGUCCAGUUUCACGGCCUUCAAAUGAAGCAUCUUUACCAUAUCAUUCCCGGCGAAAGAUGAGGAAACUUCGAGAUCAUCAUGUCAGAACUCCUUCUAACCUAGAUAUCCUUGAGCUCCAUACAAGGGAAGUCCUCAGAAGAUUAGAGAUGUGUCCGUGGGAGGAGGACAUACUGAAUGGAAAAUUCAACAAACAUCUCCAGCCAUCUUCUACAGUACCUGAAUGGAGAGCAAAAGAGAAUGAUCUACGAUUACUGCUUACAAAUGGAAGAAUAAUUAAAGAUGAGAGACAGCUGUUUGCAGAUCGGAGUCUUUAUACAGCAGAUAGUGAAAAUGAAGAAGACAAGAGACCAACAAAGAAGACAAACAUAAAGACAGAGAGCUCAGGAAGAGAGGGGGCAGAAAGUGAAGGAUCUCCAAAACCACUAAACAGAAUUUUUACAAGUGUGAAAUCAGAACUCAGGAAUAGAACAUCAGAAUAUUCUGAUGUUUCUGAUUCAGAAGACUCUGGACCUGAUUGCACUGCACUGAAAAUUAAUUUUGCCACUGAAGAUUCUGAAAGUUCAGGUGAUGAAAAGAAACAUGAAAUAACAUCAAACUUUAAGGAGGAAUCCAAUAUAGUGAGGAACCUCCUUCAAAAGGGCCAGAAGCCAUCUAGAAAUGAAAUUCCAUUUAAAAGGGAAUGUCCUACCUCGACGAGCACAGAGGAAGAAGCUAUUCAGGGCAUGCUGUCUAUGGCAGGGUUGCACUACUCCACGUGUUUACAGAGGCAGAUACAAAGCACAGACUGCAGCGGUGAGAAGAACUCUCUCCAGGAUCCCAGCAGCUGCCACAGCAAUAACCCUGAGCUUAGGCAGCUGUAUCGCUGUGAUAAACCGGUAGAAUUUGGAUACCAUGACAAGACUGCAGAUCAAGAUCUGAGGACUUCUUCCUGGACUAAACAGUUUGAUAGGACUUCCAGAUUUAAUCCUCAGGAUUUAAGUAGAAGCCAGAAAUACAUCAAAAAGGAAAUCUCUUCAGAAAUCAGUCAGAAGGCACAAAGCAGGCAUUGUGUGGACAGCAGUAACUCAAGCAUUCAAAAUGGAAAGUACAUGCUAAAUCCCAGCUUGGUUUCAGGGCCAUGCCAAAUAGCUAAUGGCAGUCUAAGUCCAGAAAGGCCUAUUGGUGAAACUUCUUUUUCAGUGCCCCUUCACCCCACCAAGAGACCUGCAUCAAACCCACCACCUAUCAGCAACCAGGCAACAAAAGGUAAACGUCCAAAAAAAGGAAUGGCAACAGCCAAACAACGUCUUGGGAAAAUCCUUAAAUUGAACAGAAAUGGCCAUGCACGUUUCUUUGUGUGACAAAGCUGCUCUUGCAGUCACUCUUCCUUCUGGAGGCCAGUCUUGGGAUGUGGAAGCCUGGCGUUUCCACCGUCCACCGUCCCCUGCCUGGAGCAGCUUGUGUGUACAGUAAGAAUACUGCCUGAAGAACAGAAUGGACCUGAUGCUGCAUCUUCACUGUGCCACACCCACUCAGCAAUAACCCUUUGGACCUGGUCGGGAGAGGAAGAAGGAGGGUAGAACCUUAAAAAGAGGCCUUGAACUGGAAAGGGGUCUCUUGUCAGGGCUUGAAUUUAAGUUUGUUGUUGGUAGUGUCUUGAUUUAUUUUCAGUAGUAGGAUAAAGAAUUAUCAAUAAUUUAUUUAACAGAUUUUUUUUUAAAAUUAACAGCUUUUAAAUUCUUUUUUAAAGCUAUUUAUUUGGAAGAUUUCUGGAGAAAUAUCUCACUAAUUUAGAUUUAAGAAUGUGAAGGUUUUUAAAUUAUUUUUGAUAGUGUGUGUGUUACGUGUGGGAAGAGCCACAGUAACAGUAGCUAGUCUGGACUCUUAAAUUUGAUAUUCAGGUUAAAGUCUUAAACAGGGAUUUGAUGCAUUAAUUAUUUUAAAUUAAGAUGUAUAUGAAAUCAUUUUAUUUUAUAUAUUUCAUGUGUUUUUUAUAAGCUAUUAGCUUCGCUUUUGCUAACAUCCAAGGUGCAUACUGUUAUCCAGGUUGAUUCCCUUACACCCCCCACCUUCCCACUGCACCCUCCCCCGCAACAUAUUGAGAUGACCCAAGACUCUUCUCUUUGCAGGGAAACACCUUCAUAGCCAAUGUUUAAGAACCACAUAAAAGAGUCCUCAUUUCUUGUUUCUUUUGACAUUGUGAUUUUCUUCUACAUGUAAAGAAACAGGCUUGUUUCAUUUUCAUUUCUCCUGAUGAUAUCUGGGUCCCAAAGAGAACAGCUUUAAUAUCUUUUUCCUAUGGGGAAAGUAUAAGUUUGGUUAAAACGUCAUGUUCGUAGUUUUUCCAAAAACCUUUAUAAUUACAGAGGGCCUUCUUCAUACUGCUGGUGUUGGAAGAGCCAACAUCUAACACAGGUUAUAUCUUCCCAUGCUUUUAUUAACUAGACAUAAUUUUUUAGAAAUACAAUUUGAUUUAGGAUGUUCAAAUCUGCAUAAAAGCCGUAAUACAAUAAGAUUAUACUAUAUUAAGUUGUAUAGAAGCAAGCAUGUUGGAAUGGGGUGUGUGUGUAUGUGUGUUUUACUUUUUAAUUUUCUGAAGAAUUAUUUCAAUACAGAUUUGGAGUAAAAUGGGUGCUUUUUGCAGUUUCUUCCAUCUGUCUUGGCUAGUAGCAUAUGGAGGUUUAAGUGUCUGGUUGAAUUUUAGUUAAAAUAAUCAUUUAUCUCUUUUAUGUACAACUUUUACUAAGUGCAAGUUUUCAGUUGCUUGUAAUAGUUUUUAGUCUCCCUAUUUUCCCUCAUGGUAUAAAGAUAAAUUAAUACUGGGGGUCUGAUAGUAUCAUAUUUUACAAAUUCCUAUAAAGACAAUAUAGGCAAAUAAUGUGAGAUUUAUUUUUAUGGAGAAGUAUGGCUGUAUAAUGGAUUUGUCUUUUUCACUCAGCAAGGUAGCUAGACGUUUCCUUCUGCACUAAGCAUUAAGUUGUAAGGAAAGAAUUAUGUACCAUUAUCUUUCAUAGUUGCAUUCAAAGCAUAUAUUUCCAAAGAGAAAUAUUUCUUACUCUGUCUUUUACAAUAUUUCAUGGGAUAAAGAAGUUAUGAGUUGAUCUUUUUGUUCCAGAUUGUCUGGACAAAAGUUUCGCUCUUAUUUUGGGUGUCAGGAAGAAAGAUUUUUAUGAAAUUGUUAGUAUCUGUAGGAGCCUCCCUAGCCCCUGCCUGCACUAUGCCAUAACUAGUAGAGAGGAGAAUGCAGUUUGGUUCUCAAGAUACCAAACUGUGGAUUGACUGGUCCCUCGCCUUCUCACAGUAUAUCACUAUAAUGUCUUUGUUUUCUGUUUUAUUGUUAGGGCACACAUUUUUUAUUUGGGGUAAGAAAUAAAAAGGAUGAUUUCUUUUUCCAGU